Molecule: messenger RNA, 9470 nt
Organism: Macrosteles quadrilineatus (aster leafhopper)
Lineage: Eukaryota; Metazoa; Arthropoda; Insecta; Hemiptera; Cicadellidae
Product: hemicentin-1-like
Exons: 62
Coding region: 1-9414 (3137 amino acids)
Molecular function (GO): calcium ion binding
Source: RefSeq, a predicted model, not a curated record
AUGUUUCUUAUAGACAGGACUGUUAAUAAUAGCCAGCCAGGCAUCUUAAGGGACCUACAGUUUAUGGUCGAAUCCGAACCUCUUAGCUGUAUAUCGAAGCCGUAUCUACAAUGUUGGUUCAAGAGCGGCCCAAAAUACUUCACAUCAAAGCCAGACCAAAAGCGGCAAGAGCGGUUUACGGGAUUCAAAACAUGUGCUCUGACGAGGAAGUGUGAGAUAACAGCUGGCUAUCAGCUGAUAACGGAGAGUUCAGAAGGCAAGGCAGGCAGUCAGUCCCUAGCCAUGUGGCCGUGUACGUGCGCGUGUGUGUGGACGUUGGCGUGCGUGAGUGUCGUGUCAGGACUCGACUACGACGACAGUUUUGAGACUUUCAGUGGCUACAGCGAAGACUAUCCAGGUAAUGUGAGUGAGCAUUGGGAUACUUUGGUGAAGUUGUUGGGUAACUCUACAAAUCUGAAACUUCUUGAGGAUGAAAGUUCUAAAAAUGUUUCAACUGAGACACUGAAAGGAUUGAGCGACAGUGAGAUUUGGAGUGCGAUGAUCAACGAUGAGGGUUCAGAAGUGAUGAUGAACGAUGAAGCACCUACACUAGAUCAAGAUUUUUCGCAAGAGAGUAACGAAUCUUUGAACUCUCAAAAGCUUGAAGCGACUGACAAGUUUGCCCAGGAGAAAGUCCUGGACGGGUUGCUGGAAGAUCCAGACGUGCAGAGUGACUCAGCAGGUCCAAAGGACGCCAAGGGUUCCUCCACUUUGGCUUUCGUGUUUGACACCACAGGCUCCAUGUGGGAUGACCUCGUCCAGGUGCGUCAUGGAGCGGCUAAGAUCAUGCAGACGAUGCUGGAGCGGCCUGACAAACCCAUCGCUGACUACGUGCUCGUCCCCUUCCAUGAUCCACUGAUUGGGCCUGUGACGGUGACCACCGAUCACAAGCUGUUGAUGCAGAGACUAAACGAGAUUCAGAUCUAUGGUGGAGGGGAUUGUCCAGAGGCCUCCGUAGAAGCAGUGCUGCAGGCACUCCAGUUGAGCCGCCCCAACUCUUACAUUUACGUCUUCACAGAUGCAAGAGCCAAGGAUCAUCAUCUGAUCAACCAAGUGCUUCCUCUGAUUCAGAAGAAACAGUCACAGGUUGUGUUUGUGAUGACUGGAGACUGCGGGGAUCAGACCCAUCCUGGCUACCAGGUGUACCACAAGAUAGCAGCUACCAGCUCUGGUCAGGUCUACCACCUUAACAAAACUGACGUGGACGAGGUCUUGAGCUUUGUACGAGUAUCGCUGCAGUCGCGGAAGGUGAACCUGUUGUCUGUAGAGAGACCUCCGGCACAACGACCAGCGGAUCUGCCUCUUCCCAUCGACCAAUCUCUGAAGGAGUUUACAGUGUCUGUGUCGGGAUCAAACGCGUCUAUUGGAGUGGUGGACCCGGGAGGUCAUAUGGUACAUUCACCACAGCUGACUCCAUUGUUGGACUUGCAGAAUGUCAAGGUCGUCAAUGUCAAGGAGCCCCCACCAGGUAUGUGGACGCUGCAGGUGGGAAGUGACUCUCAACACACUGUACGAUCUACAGGGCUGAGUGGUUCAGACUUUGUACACGGCUUCAGCGUUAUCCCCACCACCAACAUGGCCGAGACCUACCACCGCCCGCUCAAGUCCGGGUACAACUCAGUGCUGAUCAGAGCCACUGAACCAGACGCUCUGUACAACCUGACCACGCUGGAGCUGGUACUACUCAAUGGCACGGUGGUACAGACCAUCCCGCUGUGUGUGGUCGAACAUCAGCCGGGACUGUAUAGCGGCGGACCGUUCAUACCUCCCAACGAGUUCUUCUACCUAGGGGUUCAUGGAUUUGGUAAAGACAACUUCCCAGUGAAGAGGAUCACGGCAACUGCUAUCAGCGCACAACCACCAGAACUACCAACAGUCACUAUCACUACAAGCUAUGUGGCACAGAUAGGAAAACCCCUGACGCUUUCAUGCAGAGUGGAGUCUCUGGUUCCAUUUGUUGUGAGAUGGUACAAGGACGGCGCAAUAAAAACUAAGGCUAUGACUUACAAUCAAACAGCUGAAGUUCCGCUGCAGAUAGAUUCUGUCAAGAAGACGGAUGCCGGACGUUACAUCUGUAAGGUUCACAUUCCAAACAUCCCAGGGACUGUUUUUAAGGACACCAGAGUGCAAGUAACAGGUCCGCCACCGCUGGUGGUAACUCCUAAAGAGGUGUCAGCACGACCCGGAGCUCCCAUGGAGUUAACUUGUAGUGUCACCAGUGAAAUGUCCUACAACGUCUCAUGGUAUCGCCUCAGCACUAGAGCCAAGGACACAAGUGGCAAAGCAGUGUUGGAUCAGCUGACUGGAUCCCCAGGGGUUGUGAUAUCUGCCAACAACAGUCUGGUGUUGACGUCUCCGGACAUACCAGACGAGGGAUGGUACAUCUGUACGGCUCAGAACACAGGUGGGCAGAGCUCUGGGAGGGUCUACCUUUCUAUACAGCAGCCUCCAGCAGUGCGGGUAACUCCAGCACAUCAUCAGUACACUGUAGGAUCUAGUGUGCAUCUGCACUGUCAAGUGUUGGCUGGGAUACCCUACCCUUCUGUCACCUGGACCAAGGAUAACAUACCUGUGCAGGGAGAUGAUGAGCCUAAUGACAACAUUCAGUGGACAUUAAGGUUGAGGAACUUGCAGAAAGAAGACGAAGGAACUUACUUAUGUGAGGCGAAAAACUCAGUGGGUUCUGCGCAGGGAAGUGCUGAGUUGACGUUGCUAGAACCACCCGAGGUCCGAGCAGAGACAGGCUCUCAGCUGGUCAAGCUAGGUGACUCAGUGAGUCUGCGGUGCUCAGCUUCAGGCGCUCCCACACCUCAGAUCACCUGGUACCGGGACCAGACUCUGCUGACCGACGACUCACACCCGAAAAUACAGAUUUUGAACAAUGGAGGAUUAGAGAUCUACAAUACAAGUCCUGAAGACAGCGGUCGAUACACAUGUGUUGCCAGAAAUAAGGUUGGAACGGCCAAGGACUUUGUAGACGUAGAGAUAGGUUCUGGUCCUCGCGUGGUACAUCUACCAUCAGAUCUUGCAGUACCAAUUGGAGGCUCAGCGAGUGUUUUGUGUGCUGCUAUUGGUAACCCUGUGCCACAGACCACUUGGUCCAGAGACGGACGACCACUGCAGAGCCCCAGAAUGUUUACCUCGGAACAAGGCGAACUGUUCAUCAGAGAGGCAGAGAAGGAUGACGAGGGAAAUUACACGUGCACAGUCGAAAACACCUUUGGGAAAGCAACGUACAGCGUCAACGUUAAGAUUACAGGCAUAGUGUCACCACGGCUGAUGCCGGGAAGUUUACCGAGGUCCACCAAGGUUCUCAAUGGCCGCAGUGUCCAACUGCUAUGUCCAGUACUUGCAGGCAACCCUCCCCCCACCAGGCAGUGGUUCAAGGAUGGUGCUCUCCUGGACAACUACUACAGCUACUUGAAAAUCGGGAAUGAUGGGAGCUUGUUGCUGGCCAAUGUUUCAUCUGUACACAAAGGCUCGUACGAGUGUGUUGUGUCCAACGUCGGAGGAAGAGACUCUUUCACUACAACUGUUGAUGUUAUGGUUCCUCCCAAUAUCAUAGUCACGGAGCAGGAUAAGAGAAGGAGUGCUGUAGAAGGCAGUGAUGUCACUUUUGCGUGUCCAGUCACUGGCGACCCUACACCCAACGUCACGUGGUCUCGACACUUCAAACGCUUACCUACAUCUGGACCAAACAACUCAUCACUCGUCCUGCGCAAUGUCUCCUUCAGUGAUUAUGGGCCUUACACCUGCAUGGCUAUGAGUCCUGCAGGGUCAACUUCUAUCUCUGUGUUCCUCAAUGUACUAAUACCUCCAAGGUUUGACGUAUUAAAGGAGAAUAUCACUGUCAACGAAGGUCACAUCGCUCGUUUGGAAUGCUAUUUUCUUUCCAAUCCUCGUUCAAAUAUCUCAUGGUAUUUUGAGACAAAAUUGCUGCCAUACUACGACCUUGUGGUCACUUUCCCAGUAAAUAGGACGUCUGCAGGACAGUACAAGUGCUUGGCUGAAAACGAGGUCGGAUCAUCCGCCAAGCUGAUUAAUCUCUUUGUCACUGUGGUGCCUCGUAUUGACCCCCUGACUCCCACCAAGGUGGUGGGUGUGGCCGGGGAGGAUGUGCAGCUGUCUUGUCCUGCUACAGGUCAACCCAAGCCCUCCAUCAGCUGGUCCAAACAAGGCUCUCCUCUGCCAAGACAGGUGAGUGCAGACGGCUCUGUCAUGUUGGCCAACCUGACCACAGCUGAUGCUGGAACAUAUGUUUGCACUACUACCAACAUGGCUGGCUCUGCAGUGCUUCCCAUAGCUUUGGAUGUACAUGUGAAGCCUGUGAUUGUCCGGUGGGAGGGGGAGGCGAGUGUGCUGGAAGGGGAAGUAGUCAACGUCGUCUGUGAGGCCGAGGGUGAUCCUGUACCUUCAUUUAAGUGGCUCAGCAACGGAGAAACUCACACUGUUGGCUCCACACUCAAGUUCAUGGUGAAAAGAGAAAACGCUGGGAUCUACGUUUGUGUAGCAGAGAAUAAAGUGGGAAGCGAUAGGCAGAACUUCUCUUUGACUGUUAUAGUCCCUGCCCAGAUUGUAGGCAGUGAGCAGGAAGCCGUGAGACUCUACGGCAACGGCUCCGACACUCGUCUGAUCUGCGAGGUUGAUGGUGUUCCUUGGCCUUCGGUCACUUGGUACAAGGAUGGUGUCAAUGUCACCAACGACAAACGGUUCAGAAUUGAAGGAAAUGCACUUGUUGUAUCAAACGCCUCUGACGAUUUGGCUGGAACGUACAUUUGCCAAGCAGAAAAUGUGGCUGGGAUAGCUCAAAAGAUUUUUGAAACAGAAUUCUAUGAACCACCUAGAAUACUGGACACAAGCCCCACGUUAAUCACCCUCAGGGAAGGGGAUGACUACACCAUCCCUUGUACAGCCACAGGUGUACCAACCCCUGAUGUUAGAUGGAGAGGGCUGGCUCCAGGCUUCCAGAAUGAUGAAAUUGUUGUGAUGAAGGACAACCUGCUGGUGUUGACUCAGGUGACAAUAGCUAGCGAAGGAGAAUACCAAUGUGUGGCUAGCAGUGCUGCGGGUGUUGCGCAACGGAACUACACCGUCCACGUCGUAGUUCCUCCAGUGGCGAUGAACAGUUCUGUGACCCGUGUGGAAAUUGUUGAAUCCAACAGCGGUAUUUUGACUUGUCCAGUACAACACGGCUUACCUCACCCAUCCAUACAAUGGCUCAAGGACGGAGUUCCUAUCAGUUUUGUGGUGAAUGAAAGAGCAGAUGAUACUCACUACAUCUUGAAAGACGGCAGUCUGUCUCUGAAAAUCGUAGAAGCACGACCGGAAGAUAGCGGAUUGUAUGCAUGCAUUGCCACCAAUCUAGCAGGGAGGAGCCAAGCUGAGUUUGAUGUAAAGAUCCUUGCGCAUCCACACUUCCUGGACGAGUUCCCAGAAACGGAAUUCGUAAAAACUGAGGGCGAGCGGCUAGAACUUAAUUGCAGCGUGGGGGGAAAUCCAGAACCCAAGAUCAGCUGGAAGCGAGUAGAACAGAAUCUGCCCGUGAGUCAACACACGUCUCCUGGAGUGAUGUUGGAACUGCCACACAGGUGGAGGCUGGUAAUACCCUCAGUCAGGCCACACCACUCUGGCACCUACCAGUGUACUGCUACCAACCAGCUGGGCAGGAACACCAGGACAUUCUCUCUCAGAGUCACCGCUCCACCAGAACUAGAUGGUCCCAAGGAGGAAUCCAUUGACGUUUCCAGAGGAGACAGGUUGUCUUUGCAGUGUAGGGUGUGGGGUACUCCUGCUCCCAGCAUUUCGUGGGAAUACGAAGAAACGGAUGCUAGCAACUUCCAAAAGAUUGAGAGUGAAGGUGUGGAUCCCCGAAUAUUGGAGGUGUCUGCUCAAAGUGGACUGUACAGAUGCAAUGCUAGCAACUCUCUCGGCUCCGUGUCUAAACUGUUCAACGUAACCAUCUCAGAGCCACCCAUGAUAGCUCGCUCCGAUCUGACGGAGGAGUUACGAGUGAAGCUGGGCGGAGACCUGGUGUUGCCGUGUGAAGUCACUGGACAGCCGACGCCCUCCGUCACCUGGCUACAUAACGGCCACGUUCUGCCCGAUGGCCACAGUCUCGGCCACACACUGGUGCUCGGCCCUGUCACCACUCGCAGCGGCGGAAAGUAUGCCUGCGUCGCCUCCAACAAGGCCGGCAUAGCCGAAAAGACAUUUAAGGUUAAAGUUCUUGUGCCUCCGCGGAUAUCAGAGACCUACCAGUUCUCCGCCGACCCACAAGUGGCGGUUGUGGAGGGGCUUCCUCUCACACUACGUUGCCCCGUCACUGGGACUCCUCCCCCCGCCAUCGCAUGGGUCAAGGACGGGGCACCACAGGAUGGCGGGGAGAUGUUUACAGUGGCUGCAGCAACGUCUCACGACGCUGGCAAUUACACUUGCACUGCUACCAACCACGUUGGCAACGUGUCCAAAUCAUUCAUUGUUGUUGUGCACAGUGCACCAAAGUUUCUAGACGAGGAAACCUCUCCACAAAUUGAGCUCCUGAGCAAGUCUACGCUCCGUUUGAACUGCUCCGUCUCAGCCAAUCCUCCACCCUCCAUCAUGUGGCUCCGAGGCUCCAACCAUGUGAACUCCUCGGUCGUCAAUCUCUCUAGAGACAACCAGACUUUGACAGUAGACAGUGUAGGAUUGGAUGAUUCUGGCCAAUACUCUUGUAUCGCCUCAAACAUUGCUGGAGCCAUGGAGAAAACAUUCAGUGUAAAUGUCCUAGAGGCGCCUAGUGUGAUGGGAGACGAGGCGGCCGGGAACACUUCCUCCCCUCCGUCUCCCCUCAGAGUGAUGCUGCAUCGUAAGAUUGUCCUGGAGUGUCUAGUGUCCGGCACUCCCCAACCCAACAUCACCUGGUACAAGGAUGGAGAACUAUUGUCUGGAUACCAGACAAGCACAGAUGGCCGAAAUCUGCAUAUCAUGAACGCAGUCACUAGACAUGGAGGAAACUACAGCUGCAGAGCGGAGAAUCAAGCUGGCGUGACACAGCUGUUUCUACCUGUGAUUGUCAUAGUGCCUCUCCAGUGGACCGACUGGACAGCUUGGACAGUCUGCAGCAAGAGUUGUGGAGGAGGGAAGGAGUCAAGAGAGAGACAGUGUGGACACAACACCAACACGAGUUCUGCGUUUGUAGAGUUUGACCUGUCAGAAUGUGUGGGAGACAAAAUACAGAGCAGACCGUGCAACGUUUUACCGUGUCAGGUGCACGGUGGAUGGAGUGAGUGGACGGAUUGGACAUCAUGUUCAGAGUCAUGUGGCCGAGGCACCAGACGGCGCUACCGGCGUUGUGACUCCCCUGCGCCGGCUCUAGGCGGAGAUACUUGUCUCGGCUCCGACGGUGAACAAGAAACCUGCACCAUCCAGCCUUGUCCUCAACAGUCGCAGUGGAGUGAGUGGACAUCCUGGAGUGAGUGUACGGCCAAGUGUGGUGUGGGAACUAAGUUCCGCGCUCGUCAGUGUGUCCGUGGCGAGGAAGUAGCGGAUGAUUGUGAAGGCCCUAAGCAACAAGUCAGCAACUGCUCCAACCGAAAAUGUCCCGUGGAUGGCAAGUGGACGACUUGGAGUCCGUGGUCGUCGUGCUCUGUGACCUGUGGCAGAGGACUGAGACAGAGACAUAGACUCUGCUCUCGCAGACUCUAUGGUGGGAAACCCUGCUUCGGAGAUAACAUUCAGAUAGAGAAGUGUGUGAUGGAAGAGUGUGAGGCUCCGUUGGAUGUAGGUAAAACUGCGGCUCAAAAGUCUGCUUCCCUCCGUAUCAGGGGGGAAGUGAACGGUCGGCGAGUGGAGGACAUGUACUUGGACGCUCAAAUUCAACAGGAUGGGCCCAAACGGAGAGUGACGGCAACUGUGAAAGACAUUCUCAAAGCUCAGGCUAGUUGGUUUCCUUACCUGACGUUUUUGAUGCCACCUCUCUCAUGGAAUCCAGCAUCGGGAAGAGGUAAACCCCAUGGCCAAGCCUUCAACAGUGGCAACUUCACUGAAGAGUCUAGGUUUCAGUUUGCCACAGGCCAGGAGUUGAUGGUUAAGCACAUUGGCAAAGGUGUCGAUAAGAAGGGAGCCCUCAAGGUGGACAUCGAGGUGGUGGGGGAGGUUCCACUGUUACAGCCUACAUCCUCCGUGAUGGUGGAUCCUUACUCAGAGGACUAUGUGAAGACAGCUCUCAACGCUGUGUACACUGCGGCCAGUAGUGCUUUGGACGUUGACGGAGAAAAGGUUCCGUUCCAUUGGAACAGAACCGUUCUGUUUGAUGCUUCAAGAGAUACUGUACCGUACUUAGUAGAAAGAUUGUCUACAGAUGAAGUGGCAAGUAAAUACAAUCCAGAAAAUGAUCAAUUUGAUUUUGAGGUAUCGUCUGAAAUGUCUAAAAAGUAUCGUAACAACAAUUGCCCUGUGGGCUUUAAGCUGGACCCCCAGUACCACCAUUGCACUGAUAUUGACGAAUGUAAGGAAAUUAAGAAAACCUGCCAUUCCAACCAAGUGUGUGAAAACCAGUUUGGUUCUUACCAAUGUGUUUGUCAGUCCGGUUUUAGACUAUCACCAAACAGAGCAAAAUGUGUCGACAUAAACGAGUGUCUGGAAGGCAAACCCUGCUCUCACAUGUGCCACAACACUCGAGGAAGUUUCUACUGCUCGUGUCCUCCUCAGUUGGCACUCAGCCAUUCUGGGCUCACAUGUAAAGCUUGGGGAGAGCUGGACAUGGAAGAGCCAGACGAUGACUACGUAGAGGAAGACAUGGACAGUAAUUAUCAGUUCCUGGAAGCUCCGGUAGAAACCUCAGUUAGCUGCAAACCCGGGCUUGUGUGGAGAAAUGAUGAUUGUGUUGAUGUAGAUGAAUGUAUCCGAGAUGACGCUUGCAAGGAAGAGGAGACCUGUAUGAACACUCCUGGUAGCUUUCACUGCCUCAAAACUCCCUGUCCUGACUCGUACUGGGACCACUUUACUAGGUCGUGCAUCAGGGUAUGUGAGGAGUGGAGGGGAGGCUGCGCUGGGAACGCCGUGGUAGCGGAGUUUGUCCGCUACAUUCCGCUCACCCUCUCAAGCGCAAUGCUUCAGCCGUACCAAGAGCUGGCUAUACUGCAACCGCUAGGGCUGCACGACGAGCUUUUGACGCACAGCGUGUUUGACAUAACUGAUAACGAACAAGAUGUACCUUUGCGGAUUAGGAUUGAAGAUGGGCAAGGGAUACUCUACGUGAUGAAGUACUUUGACAUAAGCGGCAUUUACAGAUUAACAGUCAAGGCGUCUUCAUUCAGCAAAGACUACAAAACUGAACUGUACACCACAGAUUUUGUUGUCUUUUUAUAUGCAGAAUCCAAAGAUAUAGAUAACUAGGUUCGUCAUGUUGUAGCGUUAACUGUAGGGUAAGAAAUGUAAUUGUAAUAUUUAAA